UUCGAAGCCCUGUCUUUCGCCUGGCUGCUGAGGAUGGUGGGGCAGGCGGCAGCAGCCUUGGGCCGAGGGCUGGAGCGCAGGAACGCCGGCUGUUGGGGUCGGAGCCGAGGCGCGGUUCUGCUUCUCUUCUUCUCCCUGUCGCCCAGGCCCCCUGGCGGAGCGGCGUGGCUACUGGGGCUGCGGCCAGAGGAUACGGCGCCUGGGCUCGUGUGGCUCGAAGGGGGGGCGCUGCGGGCGGCUGAGGGUUCCCGCUUCUUGUUGCGCCUCUACUUCCAGCCGCCGGCCGAAGGGAGCGCCGCCAGUAACGGCAGCAGCGCGAGCGAGGAGGUCGAGCGCCGCGUCGUCUUCGUGGAGGAGCCAGCCAAGGUGGAGCGCUGCCCCGAACGCAGCGCCUGGGCCUCGGACGUGGAAGUGCUGGGCCCGCUUUUGCCCGGAGGCUCGGCCGGCUCGGCUUUAGCCGAGGUGAGAGUGCGGGAACCGCGAAAGGGUGAGGCCGGCGCCGGGCCUGAAGGGCGUCGGUUCGGGCUCUGCGCUUGGGAUGGACGAGCCUGGCAACUGCACGGCGCGCCGGGGGGCUUCGUGCUGCAAGUGGAAGCGCCGGCUGCGGGCUCGGCCGCGUGGCUGAUCCCGUUGCCCACCGCCGGCUGGUUGCGGGCUCUGGGCGCGCUAAUCCUGCUAGCUCUGUCGGCGCUGUUCAGUGGCCUCCGCUUGGCCGUGCUGUCCCUCGAUCCGAUGGAGCUGCGGGUACUGCGCAACAGUGGCUCGGCUGCAGAGAGGGACCAGGCGCGCAAGGUGGAGGCUGCGCGCGGCCGAGGCGGAAGCGGCACUUACCUACUGUGCACUCUGUUGCUCGGACAGGCGGGUGCCAACGCCACGCUGGCGGGCUGGUUAUGCGCUGCCCUGCAAGCCAGUCAGUAA
Messenger RNA from Ahaetulla prasina, 918 nucleotides. Its product is annotated as metal transporter CNNM1-like. Gene Ontology annotation, cellular component: plasma membrane. The coding region runs from base 34 to 918 and encodes 294 amino acids. Gene Ontology annotation, biological process: magnesium ion homeostasis; transport. Gene Ontology annotation, molecular function: transmembrane transporter activity. The record is from RefSeq and is a predicted model, not a curated record. NCBI's taxonomy places the organism in Eukaryota, Metazoa, Chordata, Lepidosauria, Squamata, Colubridae. The transcript has a single exon.